This is a messenger RNA of Paramormyrops kingsleyae, 3472 nucleotides long. It is a transcript of the gene dmbx1a, whose product is annotated as diencephalon/mesencephalon homeobox 1a. The record is from RefSeq and is a predicted model, not a curated record. Gene Ontology annotation, biological process: regulation of transcription by RNA polymerase II. Gene Ontology annotation, molecular function: RNA polymerase II transcription regulatory region sequence-specific DNA binding; DNA-binding transcription factor activity, RNA polymerase II-specific. NCBI's taxonomy places the organism in Eukaryota, Metazoa, Chordata, Actinopteri, Osteoglossiformes, Mormyridae.
UUUAAGAUUUACAUUUUAAAACAAUGAGUUAGAUGAUUUACAGCAUGGAAACGUGGAAAUGCAUACAUCUUGCAAGUAUACAUCCCUGGUAAACUGAAAGUCUAACGAAGACUUGAAUUAGAACAGUUGCGACACCCAGGAAUUGCACAGAAUUCUCAAAGUGAUGCUUAACGCGCGUGUACGCGGCAGGUGACUUAAUUUCGUUCGUAAAUGUAAAUUUGUAUUAGUAGCAUCUUCAGGGAUGUCGCUGAGAUCAGUAUUUACAAACAGAUGAUUUAAGAACUUAAGCAGAGGUAUGGAGUAGACGUCUAAGAAGAGAGGAAAAUGUCCCCCCUCGUUUGAUUGACAGAGCAAAGGACCACUCGAAGGCUAGCAUGACCUCACGAAGCGCUCUUUAAAAUCCUUCCUCAAUCCCAAGGCCGAUAGAUGGCAGUUUCCUGUCCUCUGCGACGCGCAAAACCACCGGAUAGAGAAACGCACAGCAUCAGAGUGCAAAGCUUGAGAGACUGCUGCUCUGGAUGGACUUGCCAACGUGUAAAAGCAAAUGAACAUUCAGGAAUAAUUCAGGAAAAUAAUCCCACUGGUUUAUCACCAGAGCGACGUUCGGCAUAAGAAAAGGAUACAAACAGCACAGAAGUGAGAGCGGUGAGAAGAGAGAGUUUCAGCAGGUAACGGCCGACAUGCAGCACUACGGGGUGAACGGCUAUUCUCUGCACGCCAUGAACUCUCUGAGCGCAAUGUACAACCUCCACCAGCAGGCGGCGCAGCAGGCGCAGCACGCCCCCGACUACCGGCCUUCCGUGCACGCGCUCACCCUGGCGGAGAGACUGGCUGACAUCAUCCUGGAAGCUCGCUACGGGUCGCAGCAUCGCAAGCAGCGGCGCAGCCGCACGGCCUUCACCGCUCAGCAGCUGGAGGCCCUGGAGAAGACCUUCCAGAAGACGCACUAUCCAGACGUGGUGAUGCGGGAGCGCCUGGCCAUGUGCACCAACCUCCCCGAGGCCAGAGUCCAGGUGUGGUUCAAGAACCGACGUGCCAAGUUCCGCAAAAAGCAGCGCAGCUUGCAGAAGGAGCAGCUGCAGAAGCAGAAGGAGGUCACGGAGGGCGCACUGGAGGAAGUCAAGGGCGAGCCUCCUGCCGCCAGCACGUCCGACGCCCACACGCCUCCCUCCUCCACCUCGUCCCCCUCCGAGGCAGAGGGACCUCCGCACCCCCUGCCGGCAGAGCUUAGCGUGGAGGUUAACGUCACCUCGGCCGAGCAGUCGGGCAGCGAAUCGGCCACAGAGGACAACACAGACAAGGAAGAGGAACCCAAGGGGGACAAGGGGCUGCUGCCUGGACACAAGUCGCCGCCCUGCAAAAGGCUCAGCCCCAAAGCAGAUUCACCGCUUGGCUCUCCGGCCAUCCCAUGUUCCAGCGGCAUAAAUGGUGGGAUAGCGCAGAACCACUCAUACUCCUCCUCCCCGCUCAGCCUCUUCCGUCUGCAGGAGCAGUUUCGCCAGCACAUGGCUGCCACCAACAACCUGGUGCAUUACUCGUCCUUCGACAUGGGCACGCCCUCCUCUGUGCCCUACCUGGGCAUGAAUGUCAACAUGCCGGCGCCUCUGGGCUCGCUGCCCUGCCAGCCGUACUACCAGUCCCUGUCCCAUGCUCAGCAGGUCUGGAACAACCCGCUGCUCCAGGCCUCAGGUGGUCUGCCCAGCCUCAACAGCAAGACCACCAGCAUCGAGAACCUUCGACUCCGUGCCAAGCAGCACGCCGCGUCUCUGGGCCUAGACACACUGCCCAACUGACCCCACAGGACGGUGGCCAAGCUGGCAGCCAGACCGACCCCCCCCCCAGCCUCAUACCCAAAUACUCAAGCCUAUCAGCUGGAUCCAGGACACUGUCCCAGUCUCGCAACUGGAUCCAGGACACUGUCCCAGUCUCGCAACUGGAACCAGGACACUGUCCCAGUCUCGCAACUGGAUCCAGGACACUGUCCCAGUCUCGCAACUCAUUGUCUUCAACCUCACCCUUCUGCACUGACUGUACACUCUCUCUAUUUCAUCUGAUAACGCAAACAUAUUAAUGAUCACAAAAUAUUGCUAUGAAAGCUGAGAAUAUUGCCCUCUAAAAAGAAUGAUUAUUAUUUCUGCUCUGCAAUUAGCUACUUUUCAUGAGGCUUUUUCUCACUAAAUCUCUGUGUCGUAGCCUACAAGACCAGGCCUCAGUUAGGACCCCCUCCGCUUUGUACAUAGCCAGUCCCGUCUGUUCCUCCUUUCCUGGUUAGCGAGUAUCAGUUAGUGUUGCCUUCCAUGAAGAAGAUAUAUCCCCAUUUGAGACAUUUCUCCCGUGUUCAUAACAAAAAAACGACUCAAUUAUUUAAAUAUCAAGGGAAUUCAGACCCAAAAUACAGUUAGGCUAAGCCAGAGGACACAAUUUCUAGUCCUGUUAUACUGAAAAACCAGCCUAGCUGCAUAUCUGUUGAACGCAUCAUCAUAAAUCCAAGCCAUGUAUUUCCUGGUUGUCUAAUUAAAUGUAACUAAUUUAUCUGUUUUACAGCCGGGAUUAAAACCACUUACAUGGAGAAUGACUUGGUAAUGAGAAAACAAUUUCAGUACUAAAUAUGCGAGCUCUUAAUUACAUUUUGCCUGGGGUAACAGCAAAUUAUGCCAUUAUCAUAUUAAGCUGUGCAUAACUUUGAAGUCACACGUAAAUGUCAUUUAUUGCACAAAAAGAAUCUCCUCCAUGUUUGGUAUCACUUCGUGGAAUCGAGUGGAAAAGGACUUAAGGAUAUAAAAACAAAAAUUAUUGCAGCAAUUAUGGUCACAGUCAUAUAAAACCAAGUAAGUUAAUGAAGAUUAUAAACUUAUUAUGGCUACACACAGUCCUGAGAACCCUCUGGAAGCUCCAUGCACCAUCUUUAUGGGCUGAUGGACAGCUGAAUGCCGCACUUCCUCUGGGGACAGGAAGUUCCCUAUGAAGCACUUCCUGGAACCAGGUCUUAUCCUGCCAUGCCUGUUCUGUGUCCGUUUCUCCUUGUCGAGGACCCUGCGUUCAUCAACUAAAAUUAUGUAAAUUAUUUUAUAUGUAAAUUAAGAAGAAGAAUCUUUAUCUGUAAAUGUUAUCCAAUAAGGGAAAUGUAUUGUCAUCAGUGGUUGUAGAUGGAGAAAACUCAUUUGGAUGGGUGAUCUUGUAGCUGUUCUUAGUAAGAUUGUAUUGAGUUGGCAACAGUCUGCACCUUACCCUCUGAACUCUAUAAAUACAACUUUGAUGUAUCUGUAAGUACUUCUAUUGAUUUCCAUUGUGACUGUGGUCAUAGGGAGGAAUCGUUAUGGUUAACCACAGGGUCGUCACACCAAGUGACAAAUUCAUAGUGUGAUGGGGUGGAAAUUUAUUUGAGCUCAAAAGGUUUUCCUAACUUAACAAAGUAGGUUUUCAGAGUAAAAUGUUGUAAAAGAAAAGUACUCAAUAAAGCAUAAUUUGAAGG